AUGGCUUCCCGACCUCGCCGCUCCGCGGCUAAGAAGGCCCAAGAGCAGAUUACUGACUGGGCCGACAGCGAACGAAACAGCACCAUGUCUGGCCGUCCCCGCCGUUCAGAGGGCCGCACCUCGGGUGUCUCCCGCGGCCCGCCGUCUUCCCCUGGAAGCGAGCAUUUGAACCUUACCGUCAAAGUACCCGCCAAUAAGCUUCGUGAGGCCACCAGCAGGGGGAGAAACUCGACUGAGAACAGCAUCUCGGUCAACAGCCGGGCCUCUUAUGGAAGUGAGAUUGUCGCCGGGAGACGCAACCGCGGCCCCAAGAAGAGCUACGUUGUCGAGUCGGAUAGCGACGAGGAAGAGGAAGAAGACGAGGAGAUGGAGGAGCCUGAUGCCGAGGGCGAUGAGGACGACAUGGAUGUCGAUGCUGAGGGUGAAGAGGAGGACGCCGAUGGUGACGUCGACAUGGACACCCCUGCCGCCCCCACCAUCAAGAUCUCGCUGCCCAAGGCUGGCAAGGUCACUCCCCGACGACCAGCGGCGGCGAGGGUUAUUGAGGACGACGACGAUGACGAAGAGGAGCUCAGCGAGAUCGAAGUCAGUGACCCCGAGAACACGAUGAACAUGAGCAUCGAUGUGGGGGGUGCGGGCGAUGACGAUGACGAUGAGGACGAGGACGAGGACGAAGAUGAAGAGGAUGCCGAGGGCGAGGAAGAUGAGGCUGAAGGCGAGGAGGAGGAAAUCGAAGUGGCCGACGAGACGGCACAGCCGGAUGCCGAGGAGCUCGAUAGUGAACUCGGCAGCCGCGAGGGUACGCCCGACCUGACUAAAAUGACGAGAAGACAGCGUGCUCGCUUCGAGGACGAGCCUCAGCAGUACAUGAAGCUUUCGGAUGAGGUCCAAGCAAAGAAGGUGUUCACGGCGGAAGAGCUGUCGAUGAGAAGGCUGGAAAUGGCUCGUCGACGACGAAACCUGUCGGACAAGCGCAAUGAAGAAAUGGAAACCAUCAACAAACUGCUGAAGAAGCAAGCCCCCAAGACUAAGGGUAAGGGCGGAGGCGUGGGCGACGAGACGCCAGGCAACGAGUCUCAGAAGCCCGACGUCGCGUUUAUCCGCUGGGUCAACUCAAAGAAGGGCAGCGUGGUCGCGGUGCCCGACGAGAUGCUCGGAGGGCCGGCGGGCAAGGUGUUUGUGCCCGGAGGCCUGAAGUCCGGCAAGAUGGUUGAGGAGGUUGCAUAA
Molecule: messenger RNA, 1227 nt
Organism: Colletotrichum destructivum
Lineage: Eukaryota; Fungi; Ascomycota; Sordariomycetes; Glomerellales; Glomerellaceae
Product: Putative INO80 complex subunit B-like region, INO80 complex, subunit Ies2
Exons: 3
Coding region: 1-1227 (408 amino acids)
Biological process (GO): chromatin remodeling
Cellular component (GO): Ino80 complex
Source: RefSeq, a predicted model, not a curated record